UGAAAGAUGCCAUUAAAAAAUAGAGACAACAAUAGAUGAUUGUAGUUAUAAACUUUUAUAUACAUCCAUUAAUUCUUUAUCUGGGUUUUUCGAUCUUAUUAUCUUAGCUAGCUCUAGAUACGACGAAAUCUAGACUAGUAAAAAAUAACUUAUAUAUAAGUAAAGUAAUCUUGUAAGAUGGCUAACCCAGCGGCCGAGCCACAGUCAGUCGAGGAUGUGCAGGGAGAUGGACGAUGGAUGAGUUUGCACAAUUCUUUCCUCCAUGAUGCUAAAGAGAAAGAGCCAGAAGUGGUUCUCAUUGGAGAUUCCCUUAUAGCACAAAUGACCCAGUCAAGAUUGUGGGAGCAAAUGUUUGAACCUUUACAUUGUCUGAACUUUGGCAUUGGUGGGGAUAGAACACAGCACAUUCUAUGGAGAAUACACAACGGAGAACUAGACCAGAUAGAGCCUAAAGUCAUAGUCUUAUUAGCUGGAACCAACAAUUUUGAUGACAGUGCGGAACAAGUGACAGAAGGGAUUCUAGCCAUUGUGAAACUUAUCCGUGACAAACAGCCAUCUUCUCAUCUCAUAGUUGUGGGGUUACUGCCAAGAGGAGAAAAGCCUAACCACCUUAGAGAGAAACACUGUGAAAUCAACAAGCGACUAGCCGAGGAGCUGAAGGGCGCACCUAUGACAAGUUUUCUCAAGAUUGAUGAGAAGGAGUUCAUGUCUAGUGAGGGCGUCAUUAGGCGGAGUAUCAUGUAUGACUUUCUCCACCUCACCUCGGACAUCGGUUAUCAGAAACUGUGUGACCCCCUGUUGGAAGAAAUACAAAAUGUCUUAGGUAUAUUCAUGAAAGUAGAGAGCACGGCUCUGGAAACUGCAUCUUUAGCUGGGGAUCUAGACCACUCCCCUAGCAAUUAAUGAAUUUUGUUGUUGUUUUUUUCUUCUAUGUGAAAUUUUUUUUUUCUCUGUAAGGAACUUUUUGAGUUCAUUGCUUUCUGCUAUGUUGCUGCCUUCUCAUGUGUUAAGAUGGUAUGAAAAAGGCACAUAUUCUAUUUAUUGCAAAGACAAUUUUAUUUGUCAGAAAUAUGAGCAAAACCUAAGCGCACAUAAAUGAAAGUUAGACCUUUUCCUCAAAUACUGACCAAAUAAUAAAAAGACUUUUUGGUAAAUCAUAAAUCGUAACAUAAAUGUCUUAUUGUAGGCUUUAUAACUACAUUUGCUUGUACAGCUGGCUUCAUAUCUUAUUAUUAUCUAUAAUAUUUGAAAAGCUGUUUUUUUUUUGUUUUCUUUUUUUUUUUAAGGAACAAAUUGUCCCCAAGCCAAACAAGCUUAAUUUUGACAAUUUUUAAAACUUACUAUUGUGAUAUAUUAUUUAUAAACUUAGGAAGAUCAUAGAACCAUUGUGUUACAAAUCUUGUGCCAAUUAGUGCUAAGAUUGUCAUUGGUAUUUGUUUUACCUUUUUUCUCUAUUUUUUAGCUUGACAUAAAAGCUUGUGUUCUUAUGGUAACAAUGUGCCAAUGUUUGCAAAAAGUGUUGAAUCGAUAAAAAGCUUUCUGUGUUGUCCAUCUAUUGCCUUUCACUAUCUCACUUGAACAACACUAGGAUUAGAUGCAACAAGUUCUUUCUUAUUUCCUAAUAUUUCCAUCUAGCUCUAAACCAUGACCAUCUAGACAGAAUAGUCUAGUUUCAAUGUUUGCUUUUUCACUGAACAAACAUAGCACUGAAGCUGUUGACAGAUUCACAUCCCCUUGACCAUGGCUUUAGUCCAGUGCAGUGGUAGUUGUGUUCAUCACCAAUCUAUAAUAUUACAUUUUGUUUUGUUUAUUGGCACUUCUAUGUGUGCAAAUUUACAACUUUGUAUUUUAAGCUAAUUAAAAACUUUGCAGUUUCUGAUAGAAUUUCAUUUGCUAGCACAUCGUGUCUUUAAAAGCUACUCUGUUGUUUCUCCCUUGGGGGGGAACUAAAUAUGCCUUUUUUUUUUAUUUGGUUGUUGUAGAGACUUGCAAAAGAUUUACUGAUUCUAUAAAGUUGACUUCGUCAGUUUUCUUUAAGCUUGUGUUUUAUUUUUAUACCUUGGUACUAGAAAUGACAAUAAACAUUUAAUUCCUUUUUUGAGGUAAAAUGUCACUUUAACCUAAAGCUCGUUGUCUGCUGCUCUGUACUUGUCAUUCUGUCUCACUUCCAGGUGGACUUCAAAUAUAUGAUGACCUCACUCUGUGGGCUUGAAAAAUGAUUUUUUUUUUUUAAUUGAGCAUAAAAUCCAUUCCUUCUGCAUUGUUUAUACCAUCUGGCAAGUUGAAUGCUGUAGUUUCUAUUGAAAUGAUUGAGAAACUUGUUUCUUUUUUUUUUUUUUAUAUAUUUCAGGAUGGCAUGUUCAUUAAUCAGGUAGAGAAUAGACAUUGAAUUACAUACAUGUAGAGAUAUGCUUGAAUUAUUUUUUUAUUAUUUCAAUUGUAUUGUCAUUUUAAAAUAAGAAGCUUGGCCAUUUGCAUUUUUAACAAAUUUAAAUGUUCAAAUUAAAUAUAAUUAUUCAAAUAAUUUAAUAAUAAGUGUUUAUUAAGUAAAGUAUAUAUAUAUAUAUGAAUUAUUGGACACAGACUCUGAGAAAUCACUAUUUUCAUUUUAAUGAGGAUGAACCAAAAUAGAGUUCCACCUAAGACAUAAAGUUCCUGUAACUGUAAGACUAAGUAGUGCAGUAGUGGUUACUCUGAACCUUGAAAUGGUUUAGCUAGAGCUCUGGAGAGAAGUUUUAAGUUCUUAUUAGAAGUUUUCAGUUCUGAGGGUUGAUAGCUUACAUUACUAUUGGACUACAUAAAAUGAUAAAUUGAGCUCCAUCUUUGGUUGUUUGGUUGUGUGCUUUGCAUUUAAUGUUCUUUGUUUAGUGUAUGAUCAAAUAAGGUGGUUGUAAUGGUGGUUGUAUUGGCUGUUGGGUUAAAAACAAAAUUAUUUGUUUCGUAGUGGAUCAGGGUGUUUCUUGUUUUAAGUUAUCUGGAUUAAAGAAAAUGUUUUUCUGCCUAUUUAGUUUCUAGUCUUCUGUGGCCUGCAUUUUGAGUUGGGUUUUUUUCCAGUUCACAUUUUUAUCUUCUUAUAUUAACAAACUAACUGCAUACCUUUUAACUAACAUUCCUUAUUCAUUGAACUAUUUCAUGAGCUUUCUGGCAACCAAGGCUGUGUAUACACAGAAGCGAUUCUGUUUAUUUUAGAAUACAACAAAAAUAUGAAUGUUUUCAUUUCUUUUAAAGAACUAAUGAAGUGACAUAUUUAGUAUAAUGUUGAUUCUGAUUCCCCAGUUGUAUUGGAUUAGCAUUGUUAACUUUUGGUAACAUACAGAUUCUAACUAUUAGUUUUGAUUAGCAGUAUUUAUUAUGUGUUCAUUAAGCCAGUAUAUACAACAGCAGUUGCUAAAGCUACAGUAUACAAUUUAGAAUGCAUUGGAGAUGAGCAAGUCUGUAUAACUUGGGAUUUUUUGUGACUUUAUGACAAAUACUUCUAGGAGAGGAGUCAGUGAAUAGAACCUCUACCCAAGUAUUAUUAGGCCAUAGAAACCUUUCAGUUUUAAAGUCAUAACACAACAUGGAGUCAGGGUAGGAUAACUAGCUGUGUACUAGUCUAACAAAAGUAUUGGGGUUAAAAUUUGGGGGGGGGGGGGGCAGGGGAUUGAGGAUUCAUGGCAUUAUAUGUUUGUAACUGGGAAAUCUUUAAGCUUGCAAAUCCUAUUGUAACACAUAUACUGGAACUGUUGGCUAAUGGUCAGUGUUUCUUGACCUAACCAUAGCCUGCUGCAAGAUUUCCAGGAAAGAAAAUGAUUUGGGAACUGUUGGUAUCAAUUUGAGUUUAAGCCAUCAAAGUGCUUCUAAAGAAAAGAGAUAUUUUGUAUUAUGUGGAAAUCAAUUUUAGAAAGUUAUGGAGUAUUCAUGAAUAUUUAGGGUUAACCCUUAAAACAAGAGAAAGAUGACUAAGCAUGAAAGUGUUUGAGGCAGGUUAUUUAUAAUUCUACAGUUUGUCUAGUUGUAUGUGCACUUGUUUUUUAAUUUGUGCUAUUCAUGAAGAUCAUUUGAACACAAAUUUGUAUACAGAUUGUUGUUUUUAUAAAAUUCUUGUAGCUUUUAAUUGUGAAGUUUUUUCACAGCAAUAGUUGCAGGAUGUUAAAAUCUCUAUUAAUAAAUGUAUUAGUUCAAACAAUCUCCAUGGUUACGUAAUUAUUUGUAUUGAAAUUUUUUUUUUCUUUACAACUUAUUAAUCAGAUCAAGAAAUCAUAGAUUUCUUCUUCCUCUUCUUUUUUCCUAUUGUCUUAAGAGUUGAUACUAAGACUCUUGCAACUCUAGGCCUAUGGAAGCUUGGCCUCCAUUUGACUGUCUGAACAAACUUCUGACUGGGAAAGAUCCAAGAUGUAAAUUAUUACAUCCCUAUUACCAAAGGCUCAUAUCCCAAGGCACUUAGAUUAGAAUGGAGGCCAGUGGCUGAAAACAUCAAGGGAAUCUCCCCCCUAUUCCUUCUGUGUACCACAUCUGUCUAAAUGAACUUGUUCUCUUCAAACUUCAUCUCUCCAUUGUUCACUUGUUUCCAUGAAGUCAUUUGAAGCUAUUCCCAUUUCUACACAUCUAUUUCCAUGGCAACGUAAGAGAAGGAAUGAAUUUGUUUUCUCUCCUCUUUUGGUUUACUUUGGGUCUAGAUGGAAUACAAAAUGUUAUUAUCAACAUGUAUACUCUCAUACAUUUUUUUUACUGCAUUGUAUCUUUAGUUUUCUUUUAUUGUCAUUUGAAUUUUAUUGACAUUUUUGUUUUGGUUUAUAUUUGAUAGAUUCUUCUGUCACUUAGAACUACUAUGUUGGUGAAGCUUAACUUUUGUUUUUUAUUUUUUAAUGCACAACUUUCUGCAAUAAGCAUGCUCAGUGCCGUCUGGUCCAAUCGCUUUUUCUGGGCUUGUGGGGUUACAGGGAGGUUUUCAUGCUGCCUUUAGGCACUCAGCAAACAUACCUUUGAUCUAGUCUGAAUUUGAACUUGAACUCCAGCCCCCCCCCCCCACCCGAUAGGUAGCCAAGUGGUGUAGGCCACUAAAUGAAUACCAUCUCACCACUUCACUGGGUCUCACUAUUUUGUGAAUUAUUUCACAACUUUUCCUUGAGUGUAAAUAUAAGACUGCCAUCAGAAGACUUAAAUUGAGGAAGUUCCUAAAUGAUAAAAAAAAAAGGUAUGGGAAUGAUUGGUUUCAUUAAUUCAGACAUAAAUCUUCUUCCUUUAUUCAUAGUUUCCCUUUCAGACCUUGUGAAAGUUGUGGUCUAUAGGGCAGAUGAUGUAAAGGUCAUCUGUUUCUGUGGCCUGCCGUUAACGAGGGUGUCAUGUGGCCAGCACAACGACCCUUUACUUUUCCCCAACUAAUGUCAGGUACCCAUUAGAGCUGGGUGGAGUCUAGACGCCUUCAUUCAUGGCUCAACUUAUUUUGUAGCUUGAACGUUUUGGUUUCUUCAUUGUCAACAUUUUGUUUUCUUGAACCUUUGAUCCAUGAGGUACUGAUUGAUUAUUGAUCCAUGAGGAACUGAUUGAUUAUUGAUCCAUGAGGAACUGAUUGAUUAUUGAUCCAUGAGGUACUGAUUGAUUAUUGCUAGAAGGCUAUUUUGAAACCAGGUCUGACUGUAAAGAUGGGUUGACGCUGGUCAACACUCUCCACGGUCUUAAACAACAUAAAUGAUUAAAUGACACUAUAGACAAUAAACACAUUUUAAUUCAUCCACAGUAUUUGCCUAAUUGAAGAAGAAUCUAUUCAUUCAUAGAAUUAUCUAGAGCUCCCAUCAUUUUUUUAAAUCUGCACUUAAUAUAGAUAAAACAUUGCUAAUUGCUAAUCUGUCAUUAAGUGUGCCUUGGUUGGUUGUCUUUUAGCAAGUUGUUGAAACAAUUUUGUGUGAGUCUUUUGUUGCAGAAACCUUUUUUUUUUUUUUCAAAUCAGUAGACUGUACUUGUGCACCAGGAAUUGUUUUCUCUUUAAAAAAAAAAACAACAAUUUUCAGAAUUUUUUUUUUUUAAUUUCUUUUUGAAGUAAUAUUUCACUAACAUGUUGUGUUAAAAUUAUGUCAGAAUUUCAAUCUAAUUUUAGAUUGAAAGAUUUUGUUUUAACUAUUUGAUGAAAAAUAUUUUAUCCUAUGUUCAAUAAAAUUAACAACAUGAAAGAUAUUAGAAAAAAAAAGCAAAGUAGAGCCUAUUUAUUGAUAACUAAUAGUAGAAUGUCAGAGAUUUCAUACUUUGAAAGGAUUGUUCUUUUUAAUUUAAAUCCCAUAUACCAGUUAUAAAACAUUCAUGUAUAUGUUCACAUUCAUAUAUAUAUAUAUAUAUAUAUAUAUAUAUAUAUAUAAAACAGAUAACCUCUAACUACAUAACAAUUCAUGUAAAACAAACAUUUUGAACUUAACUCUUUCUCUCCUAACCGACGAUACCAACGUUGAUUCCACCAGAAUGUGGUAAAUAAUUACGGAGAGAAAGAGUUAACAAAGACUUACUUUAUAGUUCAGUUGUUAUUAUAAUUAUUACUUAAUUUUAUUAUUAUUUUAAAGAAAAAGUACCCAUUGUUUAACAUUGUGAAGUAUAGGGCUGAUAAUGUAAAGGUCAUCUGUUUCUGUACCUGAUGGUUAAAGAGGAUGUCAUUUGGCCACACCACGACCCACUUUCCCCAACUAAUGUGAGGUAACCCAUUAGAGCUGCAUGGAUUCAUGGAUUCAGGGGCAUCUUAAAAAUCUCAAAGUUGGAAAAAAAACUCCCAGUCUUCACAGAGAUUUGAACCCAAGCCUCCUCAGUGUGGAAGCCACAUGGUUUACUUGGUACCGGUAUUGUAAUUGUGGGUCUCAUUAAAUUGUGUGCAGGAUAAAAAAAUUGUUUUUCAACUUUUGUGUGUCAUUAACACUCGCAGUAUUUCUGUUGAACUCUAUGUCUUUGUCCAGCAGCAUGCAUUAUUAGACAAGUCAAUCCUGUUUGAAAUGUUGGGUUGAUAGACUUGUCAAGAUAUUGUCACUCUGUGGGACAGCCGAGGAUAUUAAUAUUAUGACCUGUAUAUUUUUGUUGUUUGGCCAUUCAAUGUGAGCUUACAUUGUGUUAGUGUACUCACCACUGGGUUAUGCCAAUGUAGCCUAUUCUAAUUAUGAUGUAACCCAUUCUUGACUUUGUUAGUUUUACGUAAAGAAAAUAUUUUGUGUCUGUGUCAAGGUGCAAUAAACACUUGUAGAUGUUUUCAA
Messenger RNA from Biomphalaria glabrata, 7205 nucleotides. RefSeq names its product platelet-activating factor acetylhydrolase IB subunit alpha2-like. The record is from RefSeq and is a predicted model, not a curated record. The transcript is spliced from 5 exons. NCBI's taxonomy places the organism in Eukaryota, Metazoa, Mollusca, Gastropoda, Planorbidae. The coding region runs from base 178 to 903 and encodes 241 amino acids.